UCUUGAUUGCCUGUGGCCUCUUCAUCUUCGCAUCCUUCGUCUAUCUCAUGCUACUCCUAUCCCUCAGACGGGUAGAUGGAGUCGCUUCAGCCGCACGACGCAGAAGGCUCUGUGCCGCCACCACACAGCUCUUCCGCAUCUCUGUCACCUCCAAAUAAGCGCCGACGGACUACGACAACUAACGGUGACUGUUGUCGCACUUGCAGAUUACGGAAGGUCAAAUGUACCGGAAACCCUGGAAAUGGACCUUGCAGCAACUGCUCAAGACUGGAGCUCACCUGUAGCUUUGCUGCAUCUCCUGGCGCUUCCGAAGAAGAAAGAGUUUCUAGAACAACACCUUCACACAGCCAUACAGAAGCAGGCACGCUGAGGAAGAGAGCACAGAGCGCGUGCAGUCAGUGCCAUACGCACAAAACGAAGUGCUCUGGAGACCUGCCCAGGUGUAAAAGAUGCGAAGCUGCCAACCUAGUCUGCGAAUAUACUCCUACCAGGAGGCGGUUCACCAAUGUUCGUUUCAACCGUCCAAAGGCUGAGGACCAAGCCCCUUCUACUUUGCAACCCCUCAAGCUGGAAGAAAACACUGCCCUCAGCCCCACGAGCAGCAAUAGUACCAGCGUCCCAUCUUACAUCCUCGAAACAUCGAAUCUUCAGGCCGAGAACAUGCUACUCAGAAAAGAUAUUAUUCUUACCCACUUGGACGCCUAUUUUGAUUAUUUGUACAUGAUGCCAAGCUUAGGCUUUUUACACCCCGAAGUCACCUACCGAGAUGUUCAGGAAAACAGAUUCCCUCCUGCUCAGGCAGCGGCCGUGUGCUCCGUCACCAGUUUCUUCGUAAAUCCUGGCCUGGCUGGCCGGGAGUUUGCAAGAAAAUGCAGCCAGCAAGUCGAAAUGCAUAUUUACCGCAACAUCUACAAGUUUUCUGAGAGCGCCCUCUUUUUGUUCGCCCUAAAUAUUCUUUUCAACAUUCUCGACGGUUCGCACGCAAAAGUGUGGCAAUGCUUUGGUGUGGCCUCGAGACUUAUGAUAGGCUUGCAGCUGAACUGGGAUGUCACAUCACGCCACUCCACCUUUAUUCAACAAGAAUGUCUUCGACGCAUUGCCUGGCAGCUUUUCAGCCUUGACCGCCUAUUAGCCGGUGGAUAUGAAGAGUACAUAUCUUGUCGAGCCGAGAAUAUGAAGAUUAGGCUGCCCUGCAAUGAAGCUGCUUUUAGGGAAAAUCGGCCGGUGGUUGCGGAGAGGCUUCAUGACAGGCCUUCGCGCUGCUCACCGGCUCUGGGCCUACACGGAAUCCAAAUUCUUCUUGUCGAUCUUCGGCAUCGCAUACAAGUAUCGACAAAAAAGCUAGCAUUGCCUUCUGGAACAGCCAUUGCAGCCCUGGAGCCAUCAAAGGUUAUGAAGGAUAUUGCUGCAUUGCAGAGCGAGCUAACUGGGUUUCACGUUUCCAUACACGACGAGCUACGACUCACUGACCAGAGCAUGUCUCGAUAUGCUGCCUCGGACCAGUGGAGAGGGUACUGUUUCUUCCAUACGCACAUGGCUGUGAGCCAUAUCGACCUCUAUCGAUUCUCAUUGCCGGGUCCCCGAAACCAGUCCUCGAUAGAAAUCCUUCGAAAACUCCCUCCAGACUUUAUUGCCCGGUGUCAAAAGCAGGCCGUCGCCCACGCCAUGAGUUUAGCCCGGUUUUUGGAAGCCAUUAAGAUCGAGACGGACAGAAUGCCAAACCCCGGAACUCCUAAACUGGUAGGCGAUUACUCAGUUGCACACAUGUCCACUCAGUGCAUUCGAGUGUUGCUCAUCGCUCUGCAAUACAACCUGUACGAAAACCUGAUGGAUACUACAGCACCGGUGUGGAGAGGCGCCGAGACUAGCGAGGGUCGGAUCAAGUCGUUGAUCGGCACCAUCAUGGAGAUAACCGAGGCAUGGGGCGAGAUAUUCGACAUGGCCAAGCAAGCUCACGACUGUAACAAGGCAAUGGUGGAAGAGUUUUACAAGAACGGGAGGAUACUCGAUCGAGGUAACGCUGCCAUUAACACCGGACAAGAGCCAACCAAGGACAAAUUUCUAUUUGGAUCGGAUGUUUUUAUUGAGCGAAUGAGCAUCCCUGACAUGAAAGAUGAACAGAGGCGCCGAGCCGCGAAUAUGCCCGUGUCCGACUGGUGGAUGGGUCCAUCAACGACCCAGCAAGCAUCGUCCAAGAGUGCGUCACCGCUGAUGAUGCCUUAUUCUACCCCAGAAUCGAGCUAUGACGGUGACCACGGACCGCCCGGCGUCCCCCUGUUCCUCGCUCAAGCGCGCAACGUAUCCCUGGGCAUCAGCGACAUCUACGACGCCGAGACGGCGGUCGGCAUGCAGCCGUCCGACAUGCUGGCCAUGAUGCCCAACAACUACCAGAUGAUGCAGACCGAGGUCCUGAGCGGACAGGGCGGCAUGCCCAUGCUAAGGAUAGACGACGCCAUCCCCAACCAGGCCAUGUUUCGACAGCAGGACGUCCCGCCCGCCCAGCCGCAGCACUUCAUCCCGACGCAGCAGGGCAUCAUGAUGAAUGGAUAUGUGCCGCCGCCGUACCCUGGUAGCCAUACUAGUGCGCCUCCGUAUCCGCAGCAAAACAGCUUCAAUUGAGAAAAGAAAGAAAGAGGAAAAUGGGAGAAUUCUUCAGGAGUUUUUGAGAUGUUGAUCAUAUGAUAAAGCGUCGGUGUUUAGGGCGUUUUUGGUUUUAUAUAAUGCCCCUUUGGGAAAAUGAAGACGGGGCAUUGUGUGUAUAGCUAGGGGUUUCUAUCGUUACAUGUGUGCGAGACUGCACGUUGGAUUCGACAAUGGCGUGGCAGUUUGUAUUGAUGAGAGUUGGCGUGUGUUGUGCAUAACUCGGUUGUAUGUACUGCAAUGGCCGAUAUAUGGUGAAGAAGGUGAAGGGUUUGGGAAGCGGCAUCGACUCUCCUGUUUAGGAUGGUGUGUUGACAUGCUGCGCGAUAUAUACAUUAAUGCUGUCAUGAAGAGAUUUCUCUAUGAGCAUAUAAGGGGAAUCGUUCAUAUUCGCGAAUACUAUAUAUUCUGAUGAAAGCA
Molecule: messenger RNA, 3060 nt
Organism: Trichoderma harzianum CBS 226.95
Lineage: Eukaryota; Fungi; Ascomycota; Sordariomycetes; Hypocreales; Hypocreaceae
Exons: 7
Coding region: 76-2619 (847 amino acids)
Biological process (GO): regulation of DNA-templated transcription; DNA-templated transcription
Cellular component (GO): nucleus
Molecular function (GO): DNA binding; DNA-binding transcription factor activity, RNA polymerase II-specific; zinc ion binding
Source: RefSeq, a predicted model, not a curated record